Cotesia glomerata is the source of this 831-nucleotide messenger RNA. It is a transcript of the gene Aprt, whose product is annotated as adenine phosphoribosyltransferase. Gene Ontology annotation, molecular function: adenine phosphoribosyltransferase activity; AMP binding; adenine binding. NCBI's taxonomy places the organism in Eukaryota, Metazoa, Arthropoda, Insecta, Hymenoptera, Braconidae. The coding region runs from base 103 to 639 and encodes 178 amino acids. Gene Ontology annotation, biological process: adenine salvage; AMP salvage. The transcript has 4 exons. The record is from RefSeq and is a predicted model, not a curated record. Gene Ontology annotation, cellular component: cytoplasm.
AGUUAGUAUGAUGUGAUAUAUCAAAGAAGUCCAUUUUUAUUUUAUUUUUUUUUGUUAUCACCGGUAUACUUUUAAUUUAUUUUUUAAAUAAAAAUAGAAAAAAUGGAUCAUAAUGACAAAUUGCAGAUCGUCAAAGACGCUAUAAAGACGUAUGUAAAUUUUCCAAAAGAGGGAAUAAUUUAUAAGGAUAUUUUUGGAGUGUAUCAAAAUGUUACAGCUAUGCGUGCAAUGAAUGAUUUGAUAAUUAAUCAUGUUAGAUCUUUGGAAAAAAUUGAUGUAAUCGUGGCUUUAGAUUCACGUGGAUUUCUUCUAGGACCAAUUAUAAGCUCUGAAUUAGGCAAACCGUUUGUUCCAAUUAGAAAAAAAGGGAAAUUACCGGGAAAUGUUAAACGUGAGAGUUAUACUUUAGAGUAUGGUGAGGCCACGAUGGAAAUCCAAACAGACAGUAUAAGCAGUGGCAAGAGAGUAUUGAUUGUUGAUGAUUUAUUAGCAACUGGAGGAACUAUGGCUGCUUCAAUAAAAUUAGUAAAAGCAAUUGGCGCAGAAGUCGUUGAAUGCCUUGUAUUAAUGGAAUUAAAUUCACUUAAUGGACGAUCGAAAUUACCUGUACCUGUAUUUUCAUUGAUUCAGUACAACUAAAAAAAUGUGAUAAAUCUCCCAAACUUCCAUUCCAACAAAAAUAUUUUCAUAAUUGAAAAAUUAGUACUUUAUAAGUUGUACUCGAUUGUGAGAAUAUUGCAUAUUAUAUCAUUUUUUAUUGUCUCUUUAUAUGAAGUAUCAGAUCAUAUCAAUGAUUUAAAUAAAUAAAAUACUGAAUUUAUUUACCUUAAA